CCUGCAGCCAGCGGGGGCCAUCAUGUCAGCAUUUAACCCUACAAGGCCUGUCCCAGCAUCGGGUUACCCAGGGGAGCAGGUGAGGAGGUUUCAGGGUAAGUGCAGGCCUGGCCUCAAGGGCCCUGAGGUCACUGGUCCCGACAUACGCCCUUUCCCCAGCCCUGGGGUCUGACGUGGCACGGCGGCCACGCUGCCCCCACCCCCGCCCUUGGAGGCGCCGGAGCUGCACCUUCACAUUUUCCACUGAAGUGGUGCCAACCCCAGAGCUCCCCCCUCAUUGGAUUCCUUGGCCAGGGCUCUGGGCAGCCACAGACAGGGAUGACCUCAUCACCCUCGGGCUCCCUCCCCUGGCAGGGGCCUUAGGCAGAAGUGGGCAGCUGCAAGACAGGGACUCAGGGAAGACCCCAACUGACCAACUCCACAGAGAGACAGAAGCCAAGGCCUCUCUGUGGGAGCACCCCACUGUCUGCACCCGGCCCCUCCCCAGGCAGAACAGCCACGUUCCUGGACGCAGAUUCCUGGUUGCAGCCCCUGCCAGCCGCCACCCUCGCUCUUUCCAGCCUGGGGACCGCUGCCCAGGCGGCUGCUUCCUGCAACAGUAGCCACAGGGAGGGGCCCAGGCAAGACAGCACAGCUGGGAGCCUGCCGCCCCCCGCCAUAGGAGGGACCCCUUGGGCCCUGCCUCUCCCCAGAGGGCCACCCCCAGCACCUCCCCGCACCCCUGCCUUCCCUCUCCUCCCCAUGGGAAAAGGGGGCCAUCCCCAAACUGGGGAAUGGGGGUAUGUGUAUGUCUCCUGAGGGGCCUCGUGGCCCUGGAGAGGAACAGGAGAAAGGUGGGGGAGAUGAGAAACAGACCCACAGGGAGAGGAGGGGUCCACAUAGCACAGGAAUAGGGGGCCUGGUCAGGGCCUGGCAGGAGGUACAGUCCGUGCCAAGCCUGGAGGUGCAGGUGCAGGACAGAUAGGCAGGGACUGAGCUCUAGGCCCUUGAAUACUCGUCUGUGCCCGCCCCCUGCACACACAGCCUGGCACAGACAGGACCUGGCGCACAUGGAGUCAGACAGACAGGGUGCGGUCAGGCAACCGGGCCAGGGCGGCUGGGUUAACACGGUUGUGCCACGGGAGAAAGUGGGGUGGUGGGUCCAGCUGACCUCCUUCCCGUCUCCUGGCGAGGGGAGACACUGCAGUCUUGGGGCCCUGAGCAACUAUGGCCUACAGGCCUCCCACUUCCUCCGCAUCCCCAGAGACAGAAUGAUGCUCCAAAGACCCGCACCCCGCCCCCACAAGUGUGGCCACAGAAGGCCCAGGGACUCGACGGGCAGCUCAAGGAGCCUCCGGGCCAGGAGGGGCGGGGCGUGCACGGGGGCGGGGCCGGGCCGCCGCUAUAAAGGCGCGGCUCAGGGCCCCGCUCCAGCCCGGGACGCACAUGUGCGCGCGGCGCCCGGCAGCUGCCACCGCGGGGCGCACCCGAGACCCCGCGCCUUGCCUCGGCCCCGGGUGGCCCGCGAGGCCCGCGGCGGCCGCAGGAGGCGGCAUGAGCAGCGUGCGACGGAGCUGACGCCGCGCCCCCGCUGGCCCCAUGUCCUUCGCCACGCUGCGCCCGGCGCCGCCGGGCCGCUACCUGUACCCCGAGGUGAGCCCGCUGUCGGAGGAUGAGGACCGCGGCAGCGAGAGCUCGGGCUCCGACGAGAAACCCUGUCGCGUGCACGCGGCGCGCUGCGGCCUCCAGGGCGCCCGGCGGAGGUCUGGGGGCCGGCGAGCCGGGGGCGGGGGGCCGGGGGGCCGGCCAGGCCGUGAGCCCCGGCAGCGGCAUACGGCGAACGCGCGCGAGCGGGACCGCACCAACAGCGUGAACACGGCCUUCACGGCGCUGCGCACGCUGAUCCCCACUGAGCCCGCCGACCGCAAGCUCUCAAAGAUCGAGACACUGCGCCUGGCCUCCAGCUACAUCUCGCACCUGGGCAACGUGCUGCUGGCGGGCGAGGCCUGCGGAGACGGACAGCCGUGCCACUCGGGUCCAGCCUUCUUCCACGCAGCGCGCGCGGGCAGCCCACCGCCACCGCCACCACCACCUCCUGCCCGAGACGGCGAGAACGCCCAGCCAAAACAGAUCUGCACCUUCUGCCUCAGCAACCAGAGAAAGUUGGCUGCACAGCAAGACGCCAGGCCCUGUAGAGCUGCCGGAGACAUGGACCAUGGGACAUGAAGGCAGAGGCUGGCAGGAGAUGUGGGGGCCGGGGAGGUGAGGGCUCCUGCAGGAGACGCUGGCCAGCUGUGAUUUACAGCUCCUGCUGUGCUUGGUGGCACCGGAAAAGCAGGGUGAGCAGGGAGAAAAUACGGCACGGCUUUUCCCAAUCCCCAUUUCCUCUCCAGACAGCACGCGCGAGCUCCUGGGGCCUGAACAUCUGGGAAAUUUAAUUUUACAAUUUCGGCUGUGCAGCAGUGUGCUCCCCUCCCCAAAACGCUUGGGGGAAGCUGGGGAGAGCUGGGGAGGAGGUGCCUCAGCGCUGGCCACCUGAGACUGCACCCAGCAGGGAGGCCAGAGCGGCGCAGACUGGCACUGGGCUGUGCCGGGCCCUGACACCCCUCCCUCCCCUCUGCAGAGCAAGGACCGCGACAGAAAGACAGCGAUUCGAAGUUAGGAGGUGGUCGGCAGCAGCCAGGAGGCAGACGCUACUGGGGGAGGUGGACGCCCUGGGUGACCACAGACAGCCCCACCUUGGACCUGAGCUGGGCAAGGUCCGCCAUGAGCACGUCCCCAAGGCCAACCCGGCCCUGGCUGCGAGCAGGGCCGAAGGACAGACGGACGUACAGACAGGCACCGGCAGUGGGACUCUGUGCUGGCCCCAGCACCUGCCCAGGCCCACUGGAACUUUCUGCGCUGGCUUCGGGCCUGGGUUUUCUUCUGGCCACUGUGUGUGGGCAUCUUGUGUUUUUGAUAUGAUAAUAUAAGUCUGAAAAUUUUGUAUAAUUAAAAACAAAACAGUAUCUUCCAAAUA
This is a messenger RNA of Callithrix jacchus (white-tufted-ear marmoset), 2998 nucleotides long. RefSeq names its product scleraxis bHLH transcription factor (gene SCX). Gene Ontology annotation, molecular function: DNA-binding transcription factor activity, RNA polymerase II-specific; RNA polymerase II transcription regulatory region sequence-specific DNA binding; protein dimerization activity. Lineage: Eukaryota; Metazoa; Chordata; Mammalia; Primates; Cebidae. The record is from RefSeq and is a predicted model, not a curated record. Gene Ontology annotation, biological process: developmental process; regulation of transcription by RNA polymerase II.